AUGGGGUUUCCAUCGCAGUUUAUUAGAAAGACAUACGAAAUGGUAGACGAUCCAUCGACAGAUUCAAUUGUGUCAUGGAGCCAAACCUUCAACAAUAGCUUUGUUGUUUGGAACCAUAGAGAUUUGGAGAAACAUGUUUUGCCAAAAUACUUUAGGCACAACAAUUUUUCGAGCUUCAUUAGACAACUGAACGUCUAUGGAUUUAGCAAGGUCGAUCCAGAACGUUGGGAGUUUGCACAUGAAGUAUUUCAAAAAGGUCAGAAACAUUUACUGAAGAACAUUAAACGGCGGAGACCAUCUUCGUAUACUAGUGCAGUUAUCCAUCAACAACAUUCUCAAGGGAUAAGUUCUUCAAAUGGAUCAACAGAAACAGAAGAGAAAGAAUCACUUAAAGAAAACAAGAAUAAAUUAAUUAAAGAACUAGUGAAACUGAGGCAAGAACAACAAAAUAUGCGGCAGUGUUUUCAGUUCAUCGAGCAACGUCUUGAUCUCAUGGAGCAAAUAUUACAGCAACAACUUCACAGUAUGGAUAUACGAAUUCGCUAUAUAGAACAUAAAUUCAGUGAAAUAUGGAAUUCAAGAGAAAUAUGUAAAACUUAA
Molecule: messenger RNA, 600 nt
Organism: Papaver somniferum (opium poppy)
Lineage: Eukaryota; Viridiplantae; Streptophyta; Magnoliopsida; Ranunculales; Papaveraceae
Product: heat stress transcription factor A-2e-like
Exons: 2
Coding region: 1-600 (199 amino acids)
Biological process (GO): regulation of transcription by RNA polymerase II
Cellular component (GO): nucleus
Molecular function (GO): DNA-binding transcription factor activity; RNA polymerase II cis-regulatory region sequence-specific DNA binding
Source: RefSeq, a predicted model, not a curated record